Messenger RNA from Emys orbicularis (European pond turtle), 2016 nucleotides. It is a transcript of the gene LIMK2, whose product is annotated as LIM domain kinase 2. The coding region runs from base 1 to 2016 and encodes 671 amino acids. The transcript is spliced from 16 exons. Gene Ontology annotation, biological process: actin cytoskeleton organization; protein phosphorylation. Gene Ontology annotation, molecular function: ATP binding; protein binding; protein serine/threonine kinase activity. NCBI's taxonomy places the organism in Eukaryota, Metazoa, Chordata, Testudines, Emydidae. Gene Ontology annotation, cellular component: nucleus; cytoplasm. The record is from RefSeq and is a predicted model, not a curated record.
AUGUGCGGGCGAGGUCUAGAGACCUGGUGGAGGCGUGGGGGGGCUUUGGCCGCGCGCCGCACUGAGGGGAGCGAGCCCGGCCGGGCGAUGGAGGGGCCGCCAGGUGAAGAGGUCUGGAGAUGUCUGGGCUGUGGGGACAGCAUUCCAGCUGGUCAACGACUGUACAGGACUGUUAAUGAAGCUUGGCACAGCUCUUGCUUCCGGUGCUCUGAAUGUCAGGACCCGCUCACUAACUGGUACUAUGAAAAGGAUGGGAAGCUCUAUUGUCACAAAGACUACUGGGGGAAAUUUGGGGAAUCUUGCCAUGGCUGCUCUUUGCUGAUGACUGGACCUGUGAUGGUGGCUGGAGAAUACAAGUACCAUCCUGAAUGCUUUGCUUGUAUGAGUUGCAAAGUAAUCAUUGAAGAUGGAGACACGUAUGCGCUAGUACAACACUCCACACUCUACUGUGGAAAAUGCCAUAACCAGAUUGUGCUGACGCCAAUGAUAGAAACUCUCUCCACGGAAUCUCUGCGUGAACAGCUACCAUACACACUGACCCUCAUCUCUAUGCCUGCAGCCACUGAUGGCAAGAGAGGGAUCUCUGUGGCUGUCGAAGGUGGCUGCUCCAGCUACGCCACCAGUGUCCAGGUGAAAGAAGUCAACAGAAGACAUAUUAGCCCAGAUGUCCAAAAUGCCAUCCACUCUGGAGACCGGAUCCUGGAAAUCAAUGGAGUCCCUAUUCGCACGUUACAAGUGGAGGAAGUGGAGGACCUGAUUCGCAGGACAAGCCAGACACUUCAGCUGCUCAUAGAACAUGACCCUGUCUCUCAGCGACUGGACGGACUGCGUCUGGACUCCAGGCUCCCCACCCAUGUAAACACCACCACCACCUCACGCUCCAUUUCCUCAUUGGUCAUUAAGGGGAAUCUGGAAGGAACACUGAACCGGCGCUCCCUCAGGCGAAGUAACAGUAUUUCCAAAUCUCCUGGACCCAGCUCCCCAAAGGAACCUCUCAUUCUGAGCCGUGACAUCAGUCGCUCUGAAUCUCUGCGCUCCUCCUCCAGCUAUUCCCAGCAGAUCUUCCGGCCCUGUGAUCUGACACAUGGUGAAGUACUCGGGAAAGGAUUCUUUGGACAAGCUAUCAAGGUAACGCACAAAGCAACAGGGAAGGUGAUGGUGAUGAAGGAGCUGAUUCGCUGUGAUGAGGAAACACAGAAGACUUUCUUGACAGAGGUGAAAGUGAUGCGCAGUUUGGAUCACCCCAAUGUGCUGAAGUUCAUUGGUGUACUGUACAAGGACAAGAAGCUGAACCUUCUCACGGAGUACAUUGAAGGGGGGACUCUAAAGGACUUCCUCCGCAAUGCGGACCCUUUUCCUUGGCAGCAGAAGGUCAGCUUUGCCAAAGGAGUUGCUUCAGGAAUGGCCUAUUUGCACUCCAUGUGUAUCAUCCACAGAGACCUGAAUUCGCAUAACUGUCUGAUCAAAUUGGAUAACACUGUGGUGGUUGCCGAUUUUGGACUGUCUCGGCUGAUUGUGGAAGAGAGAAAGAAACCCACCCUGGAAAAGCCAUCUGUCAAGAAGCGAACUCUACGCAAGAGCGAUAGGAAGAAGCGCUAUACUGUGGUCGGGAACCCGUACUGGAUGGCGCCUGAGAUGUUAAAUGGGCAGAGUUAUGACGAGACUGUGGACAUCUUCUCAUUUGGGAUUGUUCUCUGUGAGAUCAUCGGGCAGGUGUAUGCUGACCCUGACUGCCUCCCUCGCACACUGGAUUUUGGCCUCAAUGUAAAGCUGUUCUGGGAGAAGUUUGUUCCUGCCGAUUGCCCUCCAGCCUUCUUCCCUCUGGCUGCCAUUUGCUGCAGGCUGGAACCAGAGAGCAGGCCCCCAUUUUCAAAGCUGGAGGAUUCCUUUGAAGCCCUUUCUCUCUACCUGGGAGAACUGGGCAUCCCCCUCCCUUCCGAGCUGGAGGAGCUGGACCACAAUGUGAGCAUUCAGUAUGGGCUGAGCCGUGACAAGCUACCUGAAAACACAACCUAG